AUGAGAGCUGUCCUCAUCCAAGGUGCUGAAGAACACUCUGCGGCGUUCUGCUACCAGGUGAAUGGGUCGUGCCCCAGGACAGUCCAUCCUCUGGGCAUCCAGCUGGUGAUCUACCUGGCCUGUGCAGCAGGCAUGCUGAUUACAGUCCUAGGGAACUUGUUCGUGGUGUUCGCUGUGUCCUACUUCAAAGCACUACACACUCCCACCAACUUCCUGCUGCUUUCCCUGGCCCUGGCUGACAUGUUUCUGGGGCUGCUGGUGCUGCCUUUCAGCACCAUUCGCUCAGUGGAGAGCUGCUGGUUCUUCGGGAACUUCCUCUGCCGCCUGCAUACCUACCUGGACACCGUCUUCUGCCUCACCUCCAUCUUCCAUCUCUGUUUCAUUUCCAUUGACCGCCACUGUGCCAUCUGUGACCCCCUGCUCUAUCCCACCAAGUUCACGGUCAGGGUAGCCUUCAGGUACAUCGUGGCAGGGUGGGGAGUGCCAGCAGCGUACACUGCCUUCCUGCUCUACACAGACGUGGUGGAGAGAGGGCUCAGCCAGUGGCUGGAAGAAAUGCCUUGUGUGGGCAGUUGCCAGCUGCUGUUUAAUAAGUUUUGGGGCUGGUUAAACUUCCCUGUGUUCUUUUUCCCCUGCCUCAUCAUGAUCAGCUUGUAUGUGAAGAUCUUUUUGGUUGCUACCAGGCAGGCUCAGCAGAUCAGCACCUUGAGCAAAAGCUUGUCUGGGGUUGCCAAGAGGGAGAGGAAAGCUGCCAAGACUCUAGGCAUUGCAGUGGGCAUAUACCUCUUGUGCUGGCUGCCCUUCACCAUAGACACACUGGUCGACAGUCUGCUCAACUUUAUCACACCUCCGCUUGUCUUUGACAUCUUUAUUUGGUUUGCUUACUUCAACUCAGCCUGCAACCCUAUUAUCUAUGUCUUUUCUUAUCGGUGGUUCAGGAAGGCACUCACACUCAUCCUGAGUAGGAAGAUCUUCUCACCACAGACACCUACUAUUGACUUGUACCAAGAAUGA
Molecule: messenger RNA, 1014 nt
Organism: Tupaia belangeri chinensis (Chinese tree shrew)
Lineage: Eukaryota; Metazoa; Chordata; Mammalia; Scandentia; Tupaiidae
Gene: TAAR5
Product: trace amine associated receptor 5
Exons: 1
Coding region: 1-1014 (337 amino acids)
Biological process (GO): G protein-coupled receptor signaling pathway; cell surface receptor signaling pathway
Cellular component (GO): membrane
Molecular function (GO): trace-amine receptor activity
Source: RefSeq, a predicted model, not a curated record